GCACAGUAAACAUGUUAGUAGAUAGUGGAGUGUCCACCAGUGUUUACUGUCAUUAUCGGGUGUUUGUGUGUUGAAGUGGAGACUGUCAAUGAAAUCUUUGUGCUGCAUUGCAUUCCAGUCAGUUUGGUGCAACCGUUCUGUAACAGUUUAGUUUUUGAUCAUAUUUAAUACUAUUGAGUGUUAAACAUGAAGCCCAAAAUUAGUGAACCAAGUGGAAAUGUUGUGUUUUACCAGCCCUACAAAUACAGCUCCUUGAAUGCAUUACAGGGGUUAGGCAAAAUGCAUGGAGCUCGGCGUGUUAUUGCAUUUUGUCUUAUGACAGCAGUGCUUCCGACAAUCCUGCUCAUCAUCCCCCUCUAUCUGCGGCACAGUGUAUACACCGACACCAUCUACGCAGUUGCAGAGUCCGAUGUCGUUGAGAUGGGCAACGGCAAUGGAAUUUCAACUGUGUUUUGUCAGGGCCACUCCCUUCGGAUGAACUCAACGUUUAGUGCCUUUCAGAUGGCAGGUAUCCCAGAAACAUCACAGACAAAUCGGAAACAUAUUCAGUUAAAAAAGAGCAUGAAUUUACCUGACGACACUUUGGAAUAUUGGGGUUUCUAUUUACCUAGAGGUUCAACAGUGAAUCUAUCAGUAUGUGCAAGGUAUGAUGGAGCACAUAUUUUGGUGGUGAGUGGAGAUAAAGUGCUGAACAACUGCGGUCCCAUCACUCCCAGCAUGAACGGAGCUCCGCACAUGGCCCAAGGGCAGGGUAAGGUAGUAGUGACCUACGAAGGAUCUGCCAAGGAGAUUUUCCACUCAGACUCUCAGACCUUUAGAGAGCAAUUGAAAGCCAGGGCUAAUAUUGGGGAAGAAGAUGAUACGGAGAAUCAUGGAGGUGAAGUGGAUGAAGAAAAUAUGGCAGAAGUGCUGGAAAGGAAACAGAGACACCAGCGAACAAGGAGGAAGCAUGUUCGUGAUUUUAGUUACGACAAAGAGGAAAAUACGACCAAUGAGAAAAGAGAUAUUAGGAAGAGGGAUUUGGAAGAUCUGCUUAACAGUAAAGACCUGGCGACGAUCAGAAGAAAGAGGAAAGCAGAAGCUGUCCCUAAGAUCAAAUUAGACGGUGGUAUCGCUCACGGCGGCAACGCUAUCAACUUUACAAAGUCAGAAAACGAUUCUUCUAUAUCAAGUUUUGAGCAGAACCUUCUCACUUGCCACGAUGGGCGGAUCCUGCUGUGGAAGGAGUUUUCACCAUCAGAACUGUGCACAAACUUCAAUUACUUGGUAAACAAUCAUUCUCAUUUGCAAACAACUCACGAGGUUGUUGAAAAUGGCUACUAUUAUUACAUUUUUUAUAGUGAUAAUGACUUUCGAGAUAACUCAAUACAUGCUGUAUUCGAUAUCUAUAAGCCAACUUACCAAUAUUUGAAUUAUACCAAAGGGUGUAUUAAUGUCACUGAAUGCACUUUCCCUAUAAAGAUGUUCUCGGAUGACAUGGUAGUGGUAGAAGUCCCUACUAGAGAUGGUAUAGAGCAUGAAUCUGAUGAUAUCACACAUUUGGUUUCAACUUGUCAGCCGAGAACAGCGAUCUAUGCUAUUUUCCCAGUUGCUGUUCUCUUUCUUAUACUCGGCUGUGCUUUCCUCUAAUGCUAGGAAUUUUAUUCUUUGAAAGAGACUGAAUAGGAUAAAAUAUGACAUUUUUGUGUCUGUUGAAUGCCUGAUAAUCCAGCAAUUUUUUAUGGAACUUAAAUUUGUAGAUCUCAGUUUUGGCUUUAUUUUUUUAUAGUAGGCCCUUGUAUAUAUAAAUAUAGACAUUGAUUGAUAUAUUUUUUAUUACAAUCCCAAUUUGAAAAUUUUAUUUUUAAUUAAUAUAUCAGUCAAAAAAUGAAAAUUGAAAUUAUUGAUUGGUAAAAUUAAAUAAUAAUAAUAAAUCAAUUUUAAACCAUUAGCUAUCAAAACUUAG
Messenger RNA from Homalodisca vitripennis (glassy-winged sharpshooter), 1945 nucleotides. RefSeq lists its product as uncharacterized. The transcript is spliced from 4 exons. The record is from RefSeq and is a predicted model, not a curated record. The coding region runs from base 187 to 1629 and encodes 480 amino acids. NCBI's taxonomy places the organism in Eukaryota, Metazoa, Arthropoda, Insecta, Hemiptera, Cicadellidae.